CUUGGUUCUGUCUCACACGCUGAACCGAAUCAGCGAGUGAGGAGCCAGAAUCAUUUCGACGGCCACGUUCAUUCAUCUGCCGUGCACUGCCGUGUCAAUAGAAAUCCAGCGGGCAAGCCAUCUUUGGCAGAUCGCCUUUAUAAGGUCGAAGGAACGCAUACUUUUGCCGCCAAAAGUAGUUCCGUUUAGCGACCAUGGGUGACAUCUUGACCUAUAAGAAGAUGAAAGUCCAGGCAAGUGACUCGUUGACAUUCCAGCGAGACGAAUGGCAAAUCGAACUCCGCGACGCAUGCGAAGAGAAAGGUCUUGACAACACCGGCAUCAAGGCUGUGCUCCUUGAGCGCCUUGAAAAGGCGCUCGAUGAUGCAGAAACUAUCCCUCCAGAUGAUAUUGCUGAGCUUGAAGAUAUUCCUGACGAAGACAAUUCUGCACCAGACGCAGGCGAUCCGGUCGACCUUGACUUGAGAAACCCCCCAACCAGCUCUUUGGAUACUCCAAAUAUUGAUGACAGUUCACACACUUUGUUUUCACCUGAGUAUACUGGCACAACAAGUAACAUGUUUGUGGAAACCGUAAAGAAUGAUGACGAGUUUGAAGUCCAGCGCUCUGCUCUUGUUGCUGCCAUUGAGGCCGAUCUGGAGAAGCGCAAAGCGCGUGCUGAUCGAUUCGGCAUUACUUGGGAGCUCAGCGCCUUUGAUAUUGAACGUCUAGAAUGCGCAAAAAGAGGUUUACCCUUUCCGCGAACGAAAGCAGCUGAUUCUGAUGGCAAAAAGCUGGGCUCGCCACAGAAACAACUUGGCAAAAGCCUGGCUGAUGCUGAGAACGGUGGACGCGCAAGUCGAUUCGGUGUUAACGUAAGGGGUAAACGCGCCAAAAAAGCCGACGUGUGCCGUAAUUGUGGUAAGAGAGGUCAUUGGGCAAAAGAUUGCUGGGCACCAGGGGCCGGAGCAGGUGGCCCGGGAAAUCAAAAGCGUACAAGUCAGGAUAUCACAAUGCAAAAUCAACAUCAGAAGGAGAAACGAAAGCCCGAUGUAACGAUCGAUGCAGAUGACAAGAAGAGAAGCAGAAGUGAUCGCUUUGGUUUCGGCAUGGAGGGGCUGGCAAAAGACCCUGACUUCAAGGCAAAACUUGCAGCGAGGGCCGCAAGAUUUGCUGAAAAUUGAACCUUGUGAUCUGCUUCUGAUUUGCUUCUGCCCACGUUCAGCACCACCCGGUGAUCGUGACGCAUGACGUCUAAAUAGGUACAUCAAGGAUUGUUCCAAACAGUUGUUAACAACAAAUCUACAUAUAUAUACAUCUUUGAUUUUGAAAACU
Messenger RNA from Micromonas commoda, 1314 nucleotides. RefSeq lists its product as hypothetical. Gene Ontology annotation, cellular component: nucleus. NCBI's taxonomy places the organism in Eukaryota, Viridiplantae, Chlorophyta, Mamiellophyceae, Mamiellales, Mamiellaceae. Bases 195 to 1163 code for a protein of 322 amino acids. Gene Ontology annotation, molecular function: zinc ion binding; nucleic acid binding. The record is from RefSeq and is a predicted model, not a curated record. The transcript has 2 exons. Gene Ontology annotation, biological process: poly(A)+ mRNA export from nucleus.